AGGAACGAACAGACUCGUCUCUGACUCGAAGCUCGGUAGGUGAUGACUGAUGACAACAUACGCGUACAACCAGGGUCGUCGUGGUCGCCGUCGUCGUGUUACCUGGAAGGAUCACCCGCGCCUUCACCUGCUGCCUGGUGUCUGUUGCCCGCCCGUCUAUAAAUGUUUGCUGCUGCAGUUGCUCCUCCAUCACAAGCCAGCUGCCGGCUGCACCUGCACAGCGCAUCGAACCCAUCGGCACCCGGCGCGACGGCCAUCGUCCCGUCCGUUCAUUCCCUACUGCUCAGACCUGUCGUUCGCCACAACAUCUGCUGGUCCUAAUCCCCAGCGGCAGCGCGAUGAAGCAAAAGAUCGUGAUCAAGGUGUGCAUGCCAUGCGACAAGUGCCGGUCCAAGGCCAUGGGGCUGGCCGCCAAAGCAGGGGCGAACAAGAUGGGGAUCACCGGCGACGGCAGGGACCAGCUGGAGGUGGAGGGCGACGACAUCGACACCGUCUGCCUCGUCAACUGCCUGCGCAAGAAGGUCGGCCGCGCCGACAUCGUCAAGGUGGAGGAGGUGAAGCCCGCGGAGAAGAAGCCGCCCGAGGAGAAGGAGAAGGAGAAGCCCGCCGAGGCCGUGCCGCUGCCCUACUGCUGGUACCCCAAUCCCAAUUACUACCACUACUACCACUACCAGUGGUAGCUAGCGGUGCUGGUGACCAGCUAAGUUGUUCAUGCUUGUUAGUAACAACCGUUUUGAAGGAUUGGUAGCUGCCCAUUCAGUUUCAGUCGCCCUAAUAGAAACUGUUCUGCUGUGGCCUCAUCAGUAAUUGUAUUUGCAACUAUUUUUCGGCAGAGGAUAGUGUUCUAGCCGUUUGCAACUAUCAUGAUUAAGCUAAAACGUAAAGAAUGUUCAAUACCUAAAUUAUGACCUCA
Zea mays is the source of this 913-nucleotide messenger RNA. Its product is annotated as Copper transport protein family. Lineage: Eukaryota; Viridiplantae; Streptophyta; Magnoliopsida; Poales; Poaceae. The record is from RefSeq and is a predicted model, not a curated record. Bases 339 to 680 code for a protein of 113 amino acids. The transcript has 2 exons.